Molecule: messenger RNA, 1176 nt
Organism: Saccostrea echinata
Lineage: Eukaryota; Metazoa; Mollusca; Bivalvia; Ostreida; Ostreidae
Exons: 5
Coding region: 184-1176 (330 amino acids)
Source: RefSeq, a predicted model, not a curated record
GAAAACAUAUUCCAGUACUGCAGGUCAUGGGUUUAUCCAAAGAAAGAAAAUGAAGUCUUUUGCUGGUUAUCUCCACAACAAACAAAACUAUUGAUUGAAAAGCUUGGAGAGGAAAUUUUCAAACACCCAACAUGGCAGGAUACAUCAAUACAUGAGGCUGUAUUUAAUAACCUUGGUGUACCAAUGCAGAUUUUAAUGAGAGGAGAGGAGUCAGCAAAGAAUUUCAUUGAAAAUCUGAAGAAAGGGGAAACUACGAUGUACCAUGCCUCUGGUAUGAUUAUAGGGUGUGCGGGUAGUGGAAAGUCAACUUUAUUAGAAAGACUGAAAGGCACCAACCUGAAAGAAAUUCUGAAGAAUGUAACAUCGACCAGAGGCGUUGACGUGCAGUCUGACAUUUUUGAUGUAACCGACAACACAAUCAGAGUAUACUCAUCAAACCAAAAACAACGCUUUAAGGUUAAAAUUGAUGACACAAGUCUACAUGUUAAGAAUAUUCCAGAAAAUCCCAUCUUAUCUGGUGACCUGGAAAAACUGUCUAUUAAACAGCCACUAAGGGAUCAGAGAGAUACUACCAGUAAAGCCGUUGAUAAAGAAUCCGUUAGUGAUGGAGCUGUGUCACACGAGAACUUGAAUACAGAAACAGACUCACUUAAAGGAAAUGAAGCUGCUGCUUUUGUGGAAAAAGAAAAGGAAAUGGUUGAAGAAAGUCAAAAUGUUCUGAAGAACUCAGACGUUUCAGGAAUAUUACGAGUUUCCAAAGAUAUUUCAGAUGAUCCAGGGAAAAAAAUCACAAUGGUCGACUUUGCGGGACAAUGUGCUUAUUAUGCCUCACACCAGAUUUUUCUGAGUCCACGGGCAUUCUUCAUUCUGGUGCUCAAUAUGGAGAAAAAGUUUGAUGAUCUGGUCGGAGAAGAAGUAUGUUGCCAAAAAGGCUCUAUUUAUGAAAGAUGGACACACAGAGAUUAUCUGGAAUUCUGGAUGAAAUCCAUUCACCAAUACAGCAGUGAUAAGGCCCCUGUUCUCCUCAUUGGUACACAUAGUGAGGGAAAAAUAGAAGAGGUAUACUUCCUUCACCUGUCUCAGAACAUUAAGGCUGAUAGUAGUUCCUGUUUUCCAAUCAAUGUCCAAGAGACUGAAAUCUGCACCAAAGAGGAAAUAGAAAGAUUUAUUAUUUGA